AUGGAGGAGCGGGUGAAGAUGUUCAUGGAGGUGACCAAUUUAUCGGAUCAGGAAGAGGCAGAGUCCAUUUUGAAGACCUGUGAGGGAAAUCUGGAGGAGGCGAUAUCGACGUACUUGGGGCAGGUUGACUUUGAGAGGAUAGAUGAGGACCACCCCGGAAAUGGAUCUAUGAGAAACCGUAGGAACAGCCGCUACGGGACCAGAGGAACGACAAGGCAACCGAUGGAAAGAAAUGAAAUGUGCCAACGGAACGAAGAGAAAAUAGAGAGAGCCAAUUUGUUUUACCUAUUAAACCAACUGGGGUCGUUGAUAUGCCCCAUUGUAAAAAGCGUGUACAGUCUUUUGUCCGCUUGCCUGAAAUUGGUAAGUACAUAUGUUGUAAAUUCUCCUGAGAACGAAACCUUCACAACGUAUUACGAGGAGAAGUUCGGGAAGAGACAUGCUAAUUUUUUUAAAGGAAGUUUAAGUGAAGCCAUCAAGGUGUCGAAGCAGGAGGAAAAGUUACUGCUCGUUUAUCUACACAUUGAAAAUAACGAUAGCUCCUAUUUCUGUGAAUCCAUUUUUACGAAUGAAGAUAUAAAAUCCUUUUUCGAUAAUUGUUGUGUUCUGUUUGCACAAGACAUUACCAAGGGGGAUAUACGGGAGUUAAGUAACGUGUUGAACGUUUUUAUGCUACCUCAGAUUAGCAUUAUCCAGACGAGUAAUGUAAAGGUGUAUGAGGAGUUGUCCAUUAUUUACGGAACCCCGUCCGUUAGCCAUAUUUUAAAAUCUGUAGCGCAGUGCAUUGAGCAAAUGAACUCUAAGAAGGCAAACCAAGAUAGAGUACAAAAUAAAACGUACACAGAUAGACUCAUUCGGGAGGAGCAGGACAGGGAAUACAUGGAGGCUGUGAAGAAGGAUCAACUGAAGGUCCAAGAAAGGAAGAAGAAGGAGGAGGAAAAAAUGAAAAAGGUACUUCAAAAGAAAAAUAUGAAAAAGAAGCGAAGGGAGAUGGCCAAUAAAUUCCCCUUACCAAUUAAGGAUAAUGAGAAGGUAACAAAAAUAUGUAUUCGUUUACCGAACGGGAUGAAAAUACAAGACACCUUCAGCUUGAAUCAUACCCUGCAGGAUGUGUAUGAGUGGGCCGAGUGCUCCGAAUUCUUAGUACAGAACCCCUCCAUUGGAAAGGGGGAGAUAAUUAUUCCCUUCAAAUUUGAGUUGAUAUGCGGGCACACCAAGGCUGUCCUGCAGCGCGCGCGGAACGCUCUUGGGGAAUUUGACCUCUACCCUAAUGCAGUGCUCAACAUGAAGUCACUUGAUUCGUCUGAUGAGGAGUAA
Molecule: messenger RNA, 1317 nt
Organism: Plasmodium knowlesi strain H
Lineage: Eukaryota; Apicomplexa; Aconoidasida; Haemosporida; Plasmodiidae
Product: UBX domain-containing protein, putative
Exons: 3
Coding region: 1-1317 (438 amino acids)
Cellular component (GO): endoplasmic reticulum
Molecular function (GO): ubiquitin binding
Source: RefSeq, a predicted model, not a curated record